Myzus persicae (green peach aphid) is the source of this 1119-nucleotide messenger RNA. RefSeq lists its product as uncharacterized. Bases 239 to 859 code for a protein of 206 amino acids. Lineage: Eukaryota; Metazoa; Arthropoda; Insecta; Hemiptera; Aphididae. The transcript is spliced from 5 exons. The record is from RefSeq and is a predicted model, not a curated record.
CAAUCUAUAAGAAUCAACUUUGCAAGUGACAAGUGCGAACUGCGAACUGCGAAAGUGCAAUUAAUACCCAAUAAAAUGAUUUAUUCUCAAUAAUCCUUAAUAAUUAUAAAUUAUUACAAGCUAUUAAUUAAUGUUUUUAAAUUGUUGUAUUCUUUUAUUCGCAAACCUUUGAAAUGAAAUGUUAAUUUGAACGGCUUAACAAUUUUAUUAAAAUGUUUCAUUACCUAGUAUCAACAUAAUGUACUUAAUUUGUUUCGUGUGUCUGGCUAGUUACCUAAAAGGUAUUUUACCAAUAGUAUUGUCCAGUAAUGUAUUUACUCCAUACAGCUUAAGUCGUCUUGCUCGCAGUACGCAGAUACACAGUUUAAAAACUGUCCCUUCUAGUUUAGGACUUGCUAAUAAUGUACAAGUAAACAACAAAUCACAAAUUGUUUUGUUAACAGAAAAUUCCACAGAACUCAAUGACAGUUUUGCUUUAAAAGAACAAUAUGAACUUCAGAAUGAAACAGAUAUACUUGAAAGAUCAAAUGACACAUAUACAAAUAUCACAUCUUUACCUGAAAUAUCAAGUUAUAUGAAUUCUCAUUUUGUUUUAAUAUCGGGAGCAUCUCUUGCUGGCUGUGUGAUUCUUCUAUCAUUUGUGAUUUUAGGAUAUAUAAUGUACAAAAAAAGUAGAUGGAAUACUCCCCAAGCACUUGAUCAUUGUAGCAAUGCAGACUCUAUUGGUUAUUUAGAUGACAUGUUCAAAGAAAAUUCUGAUGAAAUGUAUAGUUUGGACAAUGAUUCAUUUCUAAAUAGCUUGGAAGCCAUGACAAUUCAAAACUACUGGACAGAAAAUGUCAAACAUACUAAAUUAUAAAUUUAGUUAAAAAUUAUCUUAAUAUGUAAUGAAGACAUGUUAAGUUAUUUAUUGGUUUGCUGCAUAUCACACUUCACAAUAUACAAUAUACAUACCAUAAAAUAAUUAUAUUCGAUGUAUUCCAAACCAAAUUAUAUCCAAGUUGACAUUGUUAUGGUUAUGGUCGUUCUUAAAAUGUAAAGGACAUAUUUUUUUAUAUUUAGUCUUUUCCCGAUACUUUAUUUUAGAAGUUUAAUAAUAUUAAUAUAUAUUAUAUUUUU